CGGCGGCGGCGGCGCCGCGCCAGUCUCGCGAGAGCAGCGCGCUGGGGCAGGCGGCUCUCGCGAGAGCGGCGGCCACCGGACCCAACAUGGCGGACGAGGAGGUGGCCAAGCUGGAAAAGCAUCUGAUGCUUCUCCGCCAGGAAUAUGUAAAGCUGCAGAAGAAACUAGCGGAUACAGAAAGGAGAUGCAAUCUUCUGGCUGCCCAGGCUAACCAAGAGAAUGCCAGUGACACUUUCAUCAGUAGACUUCUUGCCAUUGUAGCUGAACUCUAUCAGCAGGAACAGUACAGUGAUCUGAAGAUAAAGGUUGGGGACAAGCGCAUCAGUGCUCACAAAUUUGUGCUGGCAGCACGCACUGAGACUUGGAGUCUCGCCAACCUAGUGUCAACAGAGGAGCUGGAUCUGUCAGAUGCUGACCCAGAGGUAACUAUGGCAAUGCUGCGCUGGAUCUACACAGAUGAACUUGAGCUGAGAGAAGAUGAUAUCUUCUUGACGGAGCUCAUGAAAUUAGCUAAUAAAUUUCAGCUCCAGCUGCUUAGGGAAAGAUGUGAGAAAGGAGUUAUGUCACUAGUUAAUGUCAGGAACUGUAUUCGUUUCUAUCAGACUGCUGAGGAGCUGAAUGCUAGUACUCUUCUGAACUAUUGUGCUGAAAUAAUUGCUAGUCACUGGGAUGAUUUGCGUAAAGAAGACUUCAGUAGCAUGAGUGCUCAGUUAUUGUAUAAAAUGUUCAAAUCAAAGACAGAAUAUCCUUUGCAUAAGGCUAUUAAAGUUGAGAGAGAGGAUGUAGUCUUCUUAUAUCUUAUUGAAAUGGAUUCACAGCUUCCUGAGAAGCUCAAUGAAUUGGAUCACAAUGGAGAUCUUGCUUUAGAUCUGGCCCUGUCCCAAAGACUGGAGAGUAUUGCAACUACCCUGGUCAACUACAAGGCUGAUGUAGAUAGGGCAGACAAGAAUGGCUGGAGUCUGUUACAUAAAGCCAUCCAAAGAGGAGAUAAAUUUGCUGCAAACUUUCUCAUUAAAAAUGGUGCCCGUGUGAAUGCUGCUACACUGGGAGACCAGGAGACUCCUCUGCACCUUGUGGCAUCAUACAGCCCCAAGAAGCAUUCACCAGAUGUCAUGGCAGAGAUGGCACAGAUAGCAGAAUCCCUCUUACAGGCUGGAGCCAAUCCAAACAUGCAGGACAGCAGAGGAAGGACUCCAUUACAUGCAUCAAUUGUGGUCAGGAAUGAACCUGUAUUCAGUCAACUCCUCCACUGCAAACAACUAGACUUGGAACUGAAGGAUCACGAGGGAAGCACAGCUCUAUGGCUUGCAAUUCAGUAUAUCACCGUAUCCUCUGAUCAAUCUGUAAAUCCUUUUGAAGAUGUCCCUGUUGUAAAUGGAACCUCAUUUGAUGAGAACAGUUUUGCAGCAAGGCUGAUCCAACGAGGCAGCAAUACAGAUGCACCAGACACAGUAACAGGAAACUGCUUGCUUCAGAGGGCAGCUGGUGCUGGAAAUGAGGCAGCUUCUCUCUUCCUAGCAACUCAUGGAGCAAAAGUCAAUCACCAAAACAAAUGGGGAGAAACACCCCUGCAUACAGCAUGUAGGCAUGGCCUAGCAAACCUGACAGCAGAACUUCUGCAGCAAGGAGCCAAUCCUAACAUCCAAACUGCAGAAGCAGUUCUCUGUCAAAAGGAUGCAUCUUCUCCAACAGUAGAGAAUGUCUAUCUGCAAACUCCCCUUCACAUGGCUAUUGCUCAUAAUCAUCCAGAUGUGGUGUCGGUCAUCCUGGAACAAAAAGCUAAUGCUCUUCAUGCUACCAACAACUUGCAAAUCAUUCCUGACUUUAGUUUAAAGGACUCGAGAGAUCAGACUGUGCUGGGAUUGGCUUUGUGGACAGGCAUGCAUACAAUAGCAGCUCAGCUGCUUGGAUCUGGGGCAUCCAUCAAUGACACAAUGUCGGACGGGCAGACUCUACUACAUAUGGCAAUACAGAGACAAGAUAGUAAGAGCGCACUGUUUCUGCUGGAACAUCAGGCAGAUAUAAAUGUCAGAACACAAGAUGGAGAGACUGCCCUACAACUAGCCAUAAAAAACCAGCUCCCUCUUGUGGUUGAUGCUAUUUGUACUAGAGGAGCAGACAUGUCUGUGCCAGAUGAGAAAGGAAAUCCACCUUUAUGGCUUGCUUUGGAAAACAACUUGGAAGAUAUUGCAUCAACUCUGGUUAGGCACGGCUGUGAUUCAACCUGUUGGGGGUCAGGACCAAGUGGGUGCUUACAGACUCUUCUUCAUAGAGCUAUUGAUGAAAACAGUGAACAAAUAGCAUGCUUUCUUAUUCGCAGUGGUUGUGAUGUGAAUAGCCCUAGAAAGCCAGGUCCUAAUGGAGAAGGAGAAGAAGAAGCUCAUGAUGGACAGACACCCCUGCACUUGGCAGCCUGCUGGGGACUAGAAGAGGUGAUCCAGUGCCUUUUGGAGUUUGGUGCCAAUGUCAAUGCUCAGGAUGCAGAAGGAAGAACUCCAAUCCAUGUUGCCAUUAGCAACCAACAUAAUGUUAUCAUUCAGCUUAUGAUUUCACAUCCAGAAAUAAAGCUAAGUGUACGUGACAGGCAAGGAAUGACUCCCUUUGCGUGUGCUAUGACGUACAAAAACAACAAGGCAGCUGAAGCAAUUCUGAAGAGGGAGCCAGGAGCUGCUGAACAGGUUGAUAAUAAAGGUCGGAAUUUCCUUCAUGUAGCUGUUCAGAAUUCUGACAUUGAGAGUGUGCUGUUCCUGAUAAGUGUCCAGGCCAAUGUAAACUCUCGGGUCCAGGAUGCCUCAAAACUAACACCUCUCCACCUGGCUGUACAAGCUGGCUCAGAGAUCAUUGUGCGUAAUCUGCUGCUUGCAGGUGCCCAGCUGAAUGAAUUGACUAAGCAUCGUCAGACUGCUCUUCACUUAGCAGCUCAGCAAGACUUGCCCACAAUUUGUUCAGUUCUUUUGGAGAACGGAGUAGACUUCGCAGCUCUGGAUGAAAAUGGAAACAAUGCUCUUCAUCUGGCAGUGAUGCAUGGCCGUCUAAACAAUAUCCGGGUCCUCCUCACAGAGUGCAAUGUAGAUGCAGAAGCCUUUAAUAUUAGAGGCCAAUCACCAAUGCAUAUUUUGGGACAAUAUGGGAAAGACAAUGCUGCAGCCAUCUGUGAGCUCUUCUUGGAGUGCAUGCCAGAAUACCCUCUAGACAAACCUGAUGCUGAAGGAAACACAGUGCUCCUUUUGGCAUAUAUGAAGGGGAAUGCUAACUUGUGCCGUGCAAUAGUGAGAGCUGGGGCUCGUCUUGGGGUUAACAAUAAUCAAGGAGUCAACAUCUUCAACUACCAGGUUGCUACAAAACAGCUUCUCUUUAGACUGUUGGAUAUGCUGACAAAAGAACCUCCCUGGUGUGAUGGCUCCAACUGCUAUGAAUGCACUGCCAAAUUUGGAGUCACAACAAGAAAGCAUCACUGCCGACACUGUGGACGUCUGCUCUGCCAUAAGUGCUCAACAAAGGAGAUUCCUAUCAUAAAAUUUGAUUUGAACAAGCCAGUUAGAGUUUGCAACAUCUGCUUUGAUGUCCUGACUCUAGGAGGAGUCUCCUAGUAUGCUGUGGAAGUAAAGGGAUUCCUAGUCAGUGCUCCUGACAGCAGCUCUGCUUACAAGCCCUGUGGACAGGGAAGAGGAGGCCUAUACAUGUCUUCUGCAAUAGACUCAACUAAUUAAGGACCCUGUUAUGAUAUAUUCCAGUAUAAAUGAUUUUGUAUGACUGUAAAUGUAUUGGGCUGUGAUAGACUUCACUAGGAAUUUGAGUGGAUCAUUGAUGCCAAGUGACAAACGGGAAUUUAGACCCUCUUGCAGUGGGGUACGGAAGCUAAAAUUGGUAGGCUGGUCUUUGAAUCAUCAUAAAACAGGUCUGUCCUUGACAUGGUGCUUUGCACUGAGCAACUCUAUUAAGUCCUGUUGCUUUCAGGCUGCUUAGUAGAGAUGGCAUUAAGUUUCAGGGUAACCAGGUAUUUUUCUUUGCUUUGUCUUAAAGAUAAAUGUUCCCCUUCUCUAGAGAAGACUUCUUGUGAAGCUAGACUGAGCUGUUACAACCACUGUUCAUUUCAAGAAACUUUUUAAAAAUGGGGUCUAGUUCUAAGCAUAGUUCAAGAAUUGUGGCCUUACAAUGGAAAGCUUUACAACAUCUGAUGCAAAGCAGUCAGAAUUGCAGAUCCACAUCUUAAUACCUCCUCAGUAAAUGUCUUAUUAGCUUUAGCAAGUUCAAGAGUGCAAGAUUGUUUUUAAGUAGAAAAUAUUCUUGCUCACACCUGCUAGACCUAUCAAAGCCUAGUUUGUUGCACUUUCAUAUUUACAUUACUAGUCUUUUCAGUUCAUGAAACUUGUGUAUUAGUGGGGGAAAAAACCCUAAGAAGCAUAAGUGCUCUAAGAGAAGACCUAAGCUUAAUGUUAAAUGGAUAAACACUAAAACCAGUUAAGUAGUCUAACUUGCUAUAUACAGCAAUAAAUGCUGAAGUGCAUUAUGAAUCAUACGAGGGAGACUAGCGCUUUCCUUGAAUUUAAGAACCUUGGUUAAUUGCUGCAGGAGAGCCAGUCACCCUACCAGUGUAGCAUUUGCUGUCCAUCUAGACGAUCAGUUCACAUCCAGUUUCAGCAGGAUUGCCAGUGAUCAGGAGCAUUUGUUUGGAGGCUUACUGCUAAUAUUAAGCACCUGGCUUUGAAGAAAGGAUUCUGAAUCUACGAUACAGUGCCAUGCUUCUAGAUUAAGCUGCAGUAUUUAAAUCUAGGCUGGCUAUGGUCUCUGAAGAUGCUGAAUCUGAAACUGCAACAUCACAUUGUCCAGGUAAAGAGGAAAUCACUUUGCUGUUGAACAAGAUUAUGGUUUGGGCAAAGGCUUCUGUCAGAAAUAUGUACUUAAAACUAUUUUAAAUGCCUUCUUAAGGCUUUAUUCAUCCCAAAAGAAGACUCUAGUUUAAACUCACUCAGUACUCUUCAGCUUUACUUUAUGAACAACUUGUGUGCAUUUAUUUACUGACUGUUACAUGAGGUGUAGAGUAAGGAGUUCAUGAUAAUGACAUGCUGCCCUGUUUUGGAAUAGUGACUUCUUGAUCUUUCUCAAGUGUAAGAUGAGAGGAUGAGCCAGACUGCUACUGUUUUUUAUAGGAGACUUGCUUGAGGUCGUGCUCCAAAACUUGUGCAGGAAAACUUUGGGAGAUGGUAUAAAUGCUGACAUUUGCACAAUCAACUUCACAUCAAGUCUUGCUGCACUUUGAUCUUCCAAUAUGUGUAUAUUAUAACUGGAAUCCUGAACUUUGUAACACUAGAGAAGAAUAGUGGAUGAUGCUAAAUACAAAUUUGCCUCAUUGUUUAAUGUCUGCUGCUGCCGUGUUCCAACAAAAUACCCUAGGUAACACAACUAGUGUGUGCAACACCAGUUCCUAACACAAAUGAUGCAUCUCUAGCAUAACUUGUUUUAUAUACUGCCUUUUAAGCUUGUUCAUGGAUGAGAGACCAAAAAUAGGGUGUCUAAAGAAUUCAGCUGCAAACUACAGCUUGUUUUUUUGGUAAGCAAAAUAGAUCAUGGACAACAUAAUACUUCUAGUCUAGCGCUUCCUGGUGUUACAAGUUAACAUUGCCUGUCGAUUUUGAAUAGUGAAAGGUAACUUUUAACAGAAUAAUGGAAAGGGAGAGUGUAUUAAAUCUUGACUGUAUAAUAUCCCAUGAUAACAUGUUAACCUCUUAGUUUGGAACUGCAAUACUGUUUAGUGUGUACCUGGAAGAAAACUCCUCUAGCAUCUUUUAGUCUUCUAAGGCUACAGCCUGUGGACUUCAACAUAAUUGGAAAACUGUAGAACAUGUAAUUGCUAAACUAUUUAAACUUUUUUUUUUUUCAGUAACUUCCCUGAUGGAAGGGGCAAGGGAGCAGGGAGCUCUCAGUUUUAACAGAAUAAGCAACCUUUUAAAGUAAUGAUGAAAAUAUGCACUAAACCUUCAGCUUAACUAAAUGCAAGCUUAAGGCUGGUUAGUUUGCUUGUGGAAGGUGGAGAAUGUAUUGUGACUGCCUGAAACUUUCAUCUGCAGAAUUACACUUUGAUUUUCCCACCUUGCCGUAUACAGCCAGUACUAUCCCAGCUUUUUCCCACUGAAGUCUGCAAGGAAAGUUAAGGCUAUUGAUAGAGACUAAUGUGCAGCCUAGAGUGUUCAUUAAAUUCGAAGUAACUAAGUCUAGUAAAUUUGAUUAAUUUAAAGUGCCUUUGAGAUAGUUUUCUUACAGCCAACUCUAAACAGCUUUCUGCCAGAGUUAAAGGGGAGACACUUGCAACUUGAACCAAAACCCUAACUUAGUUCUCUCCUAGUCAUUAUUUCAACUGAAGAGGUGGUUGGCACCAAAUAAUUGGUGGGGCUCAAUCCCUUAUGCAGUCUGGUACUGGUCUGAGAUAUUAGGCAUCUGGUAGUCUUUGGAAGUUUUGCUGGCAAUGCCCCAUUGUAGGACACAGACUCAAAUGGAGGCAUUUGGUAACAUAGUGAUGGUCAACACAUUUCCAAUUCCAUAAACAAAUGCACUUCCUUUUUUUUUUUUUUGUGUGUGUGUGUGUGUGUGUAGCAUACUUAGUUGUGACCAAAAUGUCCACCCCUUUUGCCCCCUACUGUCCUUGAGCAGUGUCUGUCACCUUGAGACAAAUACGCCAAGCAUUGCUCAAGAGGGUCUAUGGAAAAUGAACUGUAUUCCUGUCCCUGGAAAGCAAUGUUGUCAGACUAGGCUUUGGGCACUUCAACAGGGCUGCAUGGAAAGUCUGUGAUAGCUCAUACUGUAGCUCCGUGGUCUGAGACUGGAUUCCUUUUGAUUUAGUCAUCCAGCACUCUUACACAAGCACAAAAUGUGGUCUGGCUAAAACUUGCACCUUCCUCGAAUAGAUACAUGAAGUAAUCACUGCUUCACACCACUAAGACUGAGAAUGUUGGUGUUUAAAGGUACUAACAGCAUUACAAGUUGCUUGCUAAAAGUUGACAGAUGCCUUAAUGACUUCCUGUUUUGGAGAUCUGACUUGUACAACUUCUCACACAGCGCAUGUCAAUUAACAUGUAACGAUAGGGGAGGCCAAGGCUGCAUCUUUGUUAUAGAUCAAAUGUAGUAAGAGGCAAGUCUCAAUUUCUUUAACAGCAGGGUUGAAUAUUUCAGCAAAUUCAUCUUUACAGAAACAAGGUUUAGAAGGUUCGGUUAUUUAUCACCCAUAAUAAUAUGUUCUGUGAAAUAGAAAAGGAAGUCCGAGAACAAUGGCAUUUUAUCUGCAAUGUUCGUCUGCAGUCAUUGUAAAAAAUGUAUUUUUCCAAUAUGCAUUACUUUGUUGUGUAAUGAUUAUACUUGUAAUAAAAUGCAUAACUAGAUAAUGCAUCAUGAUGUGGAAACACUGCUACUAAAGAAUCUCUGGUUGCAUAAGACCGCUGCCUCCUCCCCAAGCUAUCUUUAUGAAGGCUUAAAAGCCAAAGGGAAACUAGGGUGUUAUCAUAGUCAGUGGGGCAUUACAACUUUCUCUGUUCUGUAAUUUAUUCUAGAUACUCAAUGUAAUGUUUCUGUAGAACAAACAACUUCUAGUAUGCCCCUAGUUUACAUCAUUUAAGUCCAGUGCAGACUACCUAUAAUCACUUGUAUAAAACAACUCUAACCUUUUACCAGACAGAGCUGGCACAUGAUCUAAAUCAUGUUUGGCUCUGAUAUAGUUAUAAAAUCGACAAUCUGAGCUGAGUUCACUAAAAAUAACAUACUAUUUUGAAUUGUCACAUAUUAGCAGGUAAUCUACCCUGAAGGCAGAGUAUAUAAUUACUGCAGCUUAUUUUUAACAAAGGAAAGCUUCAGUACAAUAGCAAAACCAGCCAAAAGCAUUUUGAUAGGAGUAUUAAAACUUAAAGUACAGCUAAUAAAGAUUGAACUGUGACUAUCACUGGAACAUUUAUUUCUUCUUCAACAGUCAAAAGUUCCUUCUUCCCCUCCUUCCCCACCCUGGGGAGAAAUUUGCUUAGAUUUUUUUUUUAAUUAGGGUAGUAAAAAUAAAACAAUCUUGGAACAGA
Messenger RNA from Rhea pennata, 8054 nucleotides. It is a transcript of the gene ANKFY1, whose product is annotated as ankyrin repeat and FYVE domain containing 1. Gene Ontology annotation, molecular function: protein binding; metal ion binding. The record is from RefSeq and is a predicted model, not a curated record. The transcript has 25 exons. Lineage: Eukaryota; Metazoa; Chordata; Aves; Rheiformes; Rheidae. Bases 87 to 3590 code for a protein of 1167 amino acids.